Molecule: messenger RNA, 773 nt
Organism: Biomphalaria glabrata
Lineage: Eukaryota; Metazoa; Mollusca; Gastropoda; Planorbidae
Product: PAT complex subunit Asterix-like
Exons: 4
Coding region: 213-527 (104 amino acids)
Biological process (GO): protein insertion into ER membrane
Cellular component (GO): endoplasmic reticulum membrane
Molecular function (GO): protein folding chaperone
Source: RefSeq, a predicted model, not a curated record
GUUACGGAAGCAGAUCGAGAAUAUAUUUUCUAGAUAUAUUUUUAUAGAUCUAGAGUCUAGAAUAGAUAGAUCUAGAUCUAGAUCUUGAGUUUAGUUACGUUUCAAAAAAAAAAGUGUACGGAUACAGAUCUACAUCAUCUACUGUACAUUUCAUCAUUAUAGACAUUUGAACACAAUUUAUUAUUUAGUUUAUUCCUCAACAUAAUUAAAGAAUGCAGACAGCAAAUUCUAGUGAUCCAAAAAGACCUGCUAAAAUAACGAGAUUCAAGGCACAGCCUAGUGGAGGCCCAGCAGAUGAUCCUACACCUGAUUAUAUGAAUCUUCUUGGAAUGAUUUUUAGUAUGUGUGGACUUAUGAUGAAGCUUAAAUGGUGUGCCUGGGUAGCUGUAUAUUGUUCAUUUAUUAGUUUUGCCAACUCCCGAACAUCAGAUGACACAAAACAAAUGUUGAGUAGCUUUAUGUUAUCAAUAUCUGCCGUGGUGAUGUCAUAUUUACAGAAUCCUCAACCAAUGCAACCUCCAUGGUGAAGAAAUGUAUUCAGUUCUGUUAAUGUGUAUUUGUAUAAUGUACGUAAUUAGAUUUCAUUGGCUGUUCUAAACAGUGUUAUUUAACCAGACAGAAAAUGUUUAGCAUCAUAUUGAUGCUGUUCAUUCAAAAGAAUCAACUCAAGGCUGUAGGUCAAUUGUUAUUGUAAUGGAAGUAGUUUUCUAUCAUGAACUUUGUGACUUGAAAAAAAACAUUUAUUUGUAUUAAAUUUAUUAUGUGAACUAAAA